AUGGGAGAAGUCGCGCCAGCUGUGAAACCGCGCCCAGUGGUCAUAGAACCUAUACACCUCCUUCAGACUCGUGCUGUCGUUGCCGAGCGACGGCAGGUUCGGCUCGGUGCUCCACUUCUUGUUGCGCUCAAACACCGGGCCGAAGGCGGCGUAGAAGUCUGCCCCCGCCGGCAGCGUCUCGCCGGGGAUGGCGUCGUCGAAGGGCCGCGACGAGUCGUACGCGAGCCGCGUGUCUGGGUCACCGAGAAUGUCAAAGGCCCGCUGCACCUGCUUGAAGGCCUCGUCGGAGCGGUCCUGCUGCUUGUCGGGGUGCGUCUCCAGACAGCGGCGGCGGUAGGCAACGCGAAUCUGCUCCUCCGUGGCACCAUCGCCCUGGGCCAGGCGCAGCACGCCGUACCAGUCAACCAGCAGAUCCUCGUCUGUCAACUUCACCGCCUUCUUCCGACGCGACCCCUGUUGCUGUUGCUGCUGCUGCCGCUGGCCCUCCGCAUCAUCGCUGUUGCCAUCGUCGUCGUCGUCGGUGUCAGCAUCAGAGACGUUCAUCGCAUGCGGGUCUUCGUGACGUCGCAAAUGCUGCAGCUGCGCCUCCACCCACAACCGCGCGCCCACUUCGGUCUGCUGCUGCAGCGUCAGGCCGAGCGGAAGCACACGCACGCGGUUUGCCAGCCCGCAGAGGGGCGAGCGCGCCACACCCAUCGACAGCGGCUCGGUACCGUCCUCAAGCUGUGGGAUGUCAAACGUCGCGAGCGUCACCAUCUCCACUCAAAUUCCUCGUGCUGA
This is a messenger RNA of Trypanosoma grayi, 780 nucleotides long. RefSeq lists its product as hypothetical. Bases 1 to 780 code for a protein of 259 amino acids. The transcript has a single exon. The record is from RefSeq and is a predicted model, not a curated record. Lineage: Eukaryota; Euglenozoa; Kinetoplastea; Trypanosomatida; Trypanosomatidae.